This is a messenger RNA of Carya illinoinensis, 1763 nucleotides long. Its product is annotated as S-adenosyl-L-methionine-dependent uroporphyrinogen III methyltransferase, chloroplastic. Gene Ontology annotation, molecular function: uroporphyrin-III C-methyltransferase activity. The record is from RefSeq and is a predicted model, not a curated record. Bases 148 to 1263 code for a protein of 371 amino acids. Gene Ontology annotation, biological process: siroheme biosynthetic process. NCBI's taxonomy places the organism in Eukaryota, Viridiplantae, Streptophyta, Magnoliopsida, Fagales, Juglandaceae. The transcript is spliced from 5 exons.
AGCCCAAAAGCCACCAUGCCUUCUGGCUUUUGACUCCCCAAACUCAAAACAUCAAAUCCGAACACUCUCUCUCACUUAAUUCGCCAGAGAGACGGCAAACUCGAGCACAAAAAUUCAGUCGUUUCUCUUCUACAUUCAUAAACUGAUAUGGCUCUUGCCCACAGACUUCAAUUUCUUUCUCCAUCUUUAUCUUUGAUUCAUUUCAGAAAACCCAACUCCACAAACAUUCACCCCAUUUGCUCUUUACAUUAUGAUUCUUCUUUUACUUCUUAUUCCUCCCCUUUCACUGAGAAACACUCUAUUCAGAGGUUCCAAAGGGACCAGUGGCUGUACAAGAACCAAGUGGAGCAAAUUACGUCAUGCUCCUUCCCACCUGAUUCCCACUUAAAUAGGGAAAACAACAUAGCACUGCAAUUACCGGAGCUGAAGAAGCUGCUUCAGGUGCUGAGAGAGAAGAGAGAAAGUGAAGGAUGUAGUAAGGGGAAGUAUGGGCCAGGGAAUGUCUUUUUGGUGGGAACGGGGCCUGGGGACCCUGAGCUGUUGACACUCAAGGCUAUGAGAGUGAUUCAGAGUGCUGAUUUGCUCUUGUAUGAUCGGUUGGUGUCCAAUGACGUGUUGGAUUUGAUUGGCCCCGAUGCUAGGCUCCUCUAUGUCGGCAAGACUGCUGGUUACCAUAGUAGAACCCAGGAGGAAAUACACGAGUUGCUUCUGAGUUUUGCCGAAGCUGGAGCGACUGUUGUGAGACUUAAGGGAGGAGAUCCACUGGUGUUUGGGAGAGGUGGUGAGGAGAUGGAUUUUCUGCAACAGCAAGGGAUUCAAGUGCAAGUAAUACCAGGUAUCACUGCUGCUUCAGGAAUAGCAGCAGAGCUUGGAAUUCCAUUAACUCAACGAGGUGUUGCAAAUAGUGUAAAAUUUCUCACUGGGCACGCAAGGAAGGGAGGAACAGAUCCUUUGUUUGUGGCAGAAAAUGCAGCUGACCCUGAUUCAACCUUGGUGGUUUAUAUGGGCUUAUCAACCUUUCCUUCUCUUUCCCUAAAGUUACUCCAUCAUGGUCUCCCCCCUUGUACACCCGCUGUUGCAGUUGAGCGAGGGACCACACCUCAACAACGCACGGUCUUCGCUGAACUAAAGGAUCUUGCCCAGCAAAUUACAUCGGCACAAUUAAUAUCACCGACUCUGAUCAUCGUUGGAAAAGUUGUUGCGCUUUCACCUCUAUGGUCACUUUCUUUGAAAGAAACAUCCUCCUUAGUAGAGGCUAAAUAGACAUGUUUGAGGCACAGGGCAAUCAAUCAUGCUGUCUACGGAUGUUUUUGGGAAUUUGAAAUUUCUGUUUGUGAUUAUUUAAUCUGUGUGACGGUGGACAUGGAGACUGGAGUCAAAGAAACUCAGUUAACUGCUACUUUUGCAUGCGGUACAUCUUUUUUUGGAUCGUGUUGCAAUGGUUAAUACAGAGAUUGUGGAAGAUUUUGUUGAUGAGCAGGCUGACAUGCCAGAAUCUCGAUUGGAUACUUUGGUAGGGUCAGUUAAAAACUGGGUCGGAAGCAUGGGGUAGUUUGAAUUUUCAACAAUAAAGGUUCCAGGGGACUUCAUGUCUUUGAUUGCAAGGUGCAACGAAGAGCAAGCUUGUUUUUGCCUGUGUAGCGUGAUGGGAUUCAAUUGAAUAAAGUGUAAUAAUUAUUUAUAAAUUAACAUACGUGUGCCUGACUCUGUAAUGCAGAUAAACAUCAAGUUUUGGUUUGAUUCCUUGAGAUUUUUCGGUAAAA